UUGACGUGAGCGGAUCGUUCAGCUCUAACCUGCUAUUCACGUACGAUUAAUAUAAAACGGACACCAUUCGUUGGAUACAGAUCACUUACCAUGAAGGGAUUCAUUUUCUCAUUCAUAGUAUUUCUUACGUAUGCAACUGUGAAUGUCGCUUUCCCACGUGCUAAUUACACGAUUCUCCGUAAUGAAAUAUUGAAACGUGAGCAACGGAUGAUGAUAGGUGGCAAUCUGACUUUAAACUACGUUGAAAAAGCCGCCAACAAAAUCUUAAUGAUGAGGAAGGAAGAAGAAUUAAACAUUGGUUUCAAGAAUCCACAUCAGUUUGCUCCUGCACGAAAUUUCCUUGAAACAAAGGAUGAAAUUGAGAAGUCGAAGGUUUUCCAAAUAAUCCGUCGCAUGCCAAAAGGAGCGAUACUCCACGCCCACGAUACAGCUCUCGUUGCUAGCGAUUAUAUUUAUUAUAACAUCACCUAUCGCGACGACUUGUACGUUUGCGUUGUCAAAGAUGUAGUUAAGCUGCAAUUUUUCCGAGUGCCGGAUAAAUCAUGUGACUGGGAACUCUUGAUGAAGGUGCGCGAAGAUUCGAUUCGAGGUUCCAUAAUAAACGACAUGAUCGAGAAGAGGAUGUCCAUGCAAUGUAACGAUCCUACGUUUGUCUAUCCAAACGUUAACAAGGCGUGGGUCAAAUUUAACGACAUCUUCCAGUUCAUCAAUCCUUUGUUGACGUACAAGCCUGUUUACGAGGAUCAUUACCUCGAAGCUCUGGAGCAACUGUACGAGGAUAAUGUAAUGUAUCUCGAGCUAAGAUCCACCUUGCCAAAUUUAUACGAUUUCGAUGGCACGGAGUACAAGCCAGAAGAUUUGGUCGGUAUCUACGAGAAACUUACUGAAAGAUUCAAGGAAAAACAUCCGGACUUCAUAGGAGCCAGACUGAUCUAUGCUCCUAGGCGAUCUUGCAACUACGAAGAAGCGCGAUUUUAUACCAAAACCUUAAAGAAAUUGAAAAAGUUGUAUCCUAAUUUUGUGGCUGGAUUUGAUUUAGUCGGCCAGGAGGACUUCGGGCAUACGCUUGAGUACUUCAUGGACUUACUGAAGAGUGUGGAAGAAUAUGACAUUAAUUUCUUUUUCCACGCAGGCGAAACGAAUUGGUUAGGCACUGCUACUGAUGAGAAUCUUAUCGAUGCUAUUUUAUUAAAUACUCGACGUAUUGGCCAUGGGUAUGCGCUGGUCUCUCAUCCGUUCCUCUUGGAGCUUGCUAAAACAAUGGGCAUCGCUAUCGAAGUGAACCCGAUCUCCAAUCAAGUCCUAAAACUUGUCGAUGAUCUCCGUAAUCAUGCUGCCAGGCCAUUAUUCUCUGGAGGAUAUCCAAUAGUGAUAUCUAACGACGAUCCCGGUUUAUGGGGUGCGAGGGCUCUCAGCUAUGACUUUUACGAAGCAUUUAUGGCUCUCAUGUCAGCACACGCCGAUCUCAGAAGUCUCAAGCAAUUGGCCAAGAACUCCCUUAUUUAUAGCAGUCUGAAUAACUCUGAGAAAAAGAAAGCGUUAAAUAUUUGGCGAAAGAAAUGGGACGACUUCGUAAUGAAUAUAUCGCAUUCAAUUAUAACUUAA
Molecule: messenger RNA, 1605 nt
Organism: Eufriesea mexicana
Lineage: Eukaryota; Metazoa; Arthropoda; Insecta; Hymenoptera; Apidae
Product: adenosine deaminase AGSA
Exons: 4
Coding region: 91-1605 (504 amino acids)
Biological process (GO): inosine biosynthetic process; adenosine catabolic process
Molecular function (GO): adenosine deaminase activity
Source: RefSeq, a predicted model, not a curated record